Molecule: messenger RNA, 378 nt
Organism: Clunio marinus
Lineage: Eukaryota; Metazoa; Arthropoda; Insecta; Diptera; Chironomidae
Source: the annotation of a GenBank genome assembly
AUGAAACGAGUUUUUAUACUUCGUCAACUGUGCAAAAUUGACAACAGUAAAGUUGCUUUCAGUGUGCAGAUGAUACCAAAAAAAAAGAAUAUUAUAAAUUGGAAACUCGCAUGUCUGAUGACACAAAAUCCGCGUUCAUCUGCAUUGCAAAUCAUCGGAGAUUUUGCUCUUCUAUUAGUUUCUUUUAUAGCAUACAAGCGUGUGCAUGAAAUAUAUCCAUCAAUUAAAUGUUUCGUAAUGCAAUAUCGCGCCAUUAGAAAGGUGGAUGUGGAUGAAUGGUUCAUUAAGUUACAUGAUUUCACAUCUUCAAAUAUUUACAAAAGCUCACCUUACAUCCUUCACAUGAGGUUACCCCGUAAUGAUAUCCUGAAAGCAUAA